Molecule: messenger RNA, 1453 nt
Organism: Syzygium oleosum
Lineage: Eukaryota; Viridiplantae; Streptophyta; Magnoliopsida; Myrtales; Myrtaceae
Product: probable xyloglucan galactosyltransferase GT17
Exons: 1
Coding region: 1-1407 (468 amino acids)
Molecular function (GO): glycosyltransferase activity
Source: RefSeq, a predicted model, not a curated record
AUGUUGACCAAGAAGCACAGCAAGUUCUUGAACAGCAAACAGUUCCACAAUCUCAAGUCCACCGUCAUCAACCACAGAUACAGUUGCGUCACCCUCUCCCUCUUCCUCUUCAUCCUCUUCUGGUUCUCUUCUUUCCUCUUCUCCUUUCGGAUCGGGAAGCAGCCGCUCUCCACCACCACCCAGAGCACUAAUCACAACGUUGUUGCCGUCUCGACGCCUCCCGCAGCGUGCCGCACAGGGGUCUUGGUCUACAUCUACGACCUGCCGCCCGAGUUCAACCUCGGGCUCCUCGAGGACUGCCAGCACCUGAACCGGUUCACCAACAUGUGCCCGCACGUGGCUAACCGUGGCCUCGGCCAGCCCCUCCCUUCCUUGGGCCGUGGCUGGUUCGCCACCAACCAGUUCACUUCAGAGAUGCUCUUCCACGCGCGCCUCGAGAGCCAUCCGUGCCGCACCCGCGACCCCUCCCGCGCUGGCCUCUUCUAUGUCCCCUUCUAUGGGGGGCUCCACAUGUCGAGCCGGUACCGUGAGCCCGAUCCUGUGGUGAGGGAUGUGCUGGCCUUGCGGAUGGUGGAGCUCGUCGUCAGAUUAUCGCCAUGGUGGCAGCGGCGUCACGGGAGGGAUCACUUCAUCACCCUUGGGAGGACUGCGUGGGACUUCUUGCGUGAAUCGAACGGAGGCCCGGACUUUGGGGCCAAUGCGCUUCUCGACAUGCCGGCUGUCAAGAACAUGUCGGUGCUCGUGGUGGAGCGCCAGCCGUGGACCGGGAUGAACCAUCAUGGGCUUCCCUACCCAUCGUACUUUCACCCCACCACCUGGGGCGAAAUGCUGACAUGGCAGGACAAGAUGCAGCGCUCGAAGCGGCCCUACUUGUUCUCCUUCAUAGGCGGGGCUCGGACGGGCGGGGGAGCCAACGCCGCCAUAAGGAACGAGAUGAUGAGGCAAUGCGGGGCAUCGCCCCGAUGCGAGCUAGUGAACUGUGCGGCCAACGGGAGCAAGUGCCACAACCCGGAGAAGGUGCUCGGGGUCAUGACGAGGUCCGAGUUCUGCCUGCAAACUCCAGGUGACUCGUUCACUCGGCGGUCGACCUUCGACGCGGUGCUGGCGGGCUGCAUCCCCGUGUUCUUCUCGCGCCACACCUGCUACACUCAGUACGCCUGGUUCCUUCCUCAGGACUGGAGAUCCUACUCGGUCUUCAUAGAAGCCGAGGGCUUGACUCCGAAGAAGAUGAAGAAGAUAGAGGAUGAGCUUAUGAAGAUAACAACGGAGAGAAGAGAGAAGAUGAGGUCCAAAGUCAUAGGUUUGAUCCCUAGAGUCACGUACGCACAUCCUAAUGGCACAACAUUAGGGUUUCGCGACGCUGUCGACGUAGCACUUGAGGCAUUGGGCAAGCAUAUUGUUAAUUAGUCCAUAUGAUCAUGGGAAGAUUUUGCAUUUAUAAAUACAAAUUCGA